CGGAAUUCGUUUUGCUGGCCGGAAGCUGCGGGGCGGGGCCAGACGGAGCCUGGCUCGAUCCGGGACGAGAGUGCGUCCUUGCGGCUGUGCUGCUCCGCCCCUGGUCCCCGCGCGCCUCCAGGGGCUUGUCCCGCAGUGCUGCGAGGGGCCCGGGAGGGUUGGAGCCUGAGCAUGGGGAAGAGCUGCAAGGUGGUCGUGUGCGGCCAGGCAUCUGUGGGCAAAACUUCAAUCCUGGAACAGCUUUUGUAUGGGAACCAUGUAGUGGGUUCUGAGAUGAUUGAGACGCAGGAGGACAUCUACGUGGGCUCCAUUGAGACUGACCGGGGGGUGCGGGAACAGGUGCGUUUCUAUGACACCCGGGGGCUCCGAGAUGGGGCGGAGCUGCCCCGGCACUGCUUCUCCUGCACUGACGGUUACGUCCUGGUCUACAGCACAGACAGCCGAGAGUCCUUUCAGCGUGUGGAACUGCUCAAGAAGGAGAUUGACAAAUCCAAAGAUAAGAAGGAGGUCACCAUCGUGGUCCUCGGUAACAAGUGUGACCUGCAGGAGCAGCGGCGUGUAGACCCAGAUGUGGCUCAGCAUUGGGCCAAGUCAGAGAAGGUGAAGCUCUGGGAGGUGUCGGUGGCUGACCGCCGCUCUCUGCUAGAGCCCUUCAUCUACCUGGCCAGCAAGAUGACCCAGCCUCAGAGCAAGUCUGCCUUCCCCCUCAGCCGCAAGAACAAGGGCAGUGGCUCCUUGGAUGGCUGAAGAGCUGCCACGCCUUCUUCACCUUCCCAGCCCCAUUCCAGCUUCUGGGGCUCUGGUAGAGGCUGGGUGGUAGUGGAAUGGGGUAGGGGAAGCUGUCCUUCCCAGUCAGUGGGGGAACCCGCUCUGGGCCAGGCAGCUGGGCUGUCCUAGGCUCAAGUCACUUUUGCUUCCUUCCAACUCUGGGAAAUGCAAAUAGUCUAGGUUAGUGCCCCAAGCCCACCUCUCCCAGCUAUGUAUCUGCCCUGCUGUGAUCUGGGGCCAUUGUGGGUCAGCAUCCCUUCCCCAUGCCCUGGACAGGAAGCAGAACUGCCAUGCAGAAGUGCCCAGUCUCGAGUCCAGUUCCUAUCACGGGUCCUGUGCCUCUGGGUUUCCUGUCAAUUUCAUACACACACACAGCACCUUCAGAGAAGCCCUGCUGUGAUCUGGGGCCGUUGUGGGUCAGCAUCCCUUUCCCAUGCCCUGGACAGGAAGCAGAACUGCCAUGCAGAAGUGCCCAGUCUCGAGUCCAGUUCCUAUCACGGGUCCUGUGCCUCUAGGUUUCCUGUCAAUCUCAUACACACACACAGCACCUUCAGAGAAAGGGCACCCCGGUGUUGUGCACAUGAGCAAGUGUGCAUGCUGGUGUCUGGUGCCUCAUCCAACACCCUGAUCCUUUCCUUGGCUGGAAGAAGCUAGCCUCCUGUGAAGUGUAAUAUUCUGUGUUAACUCUUCUCCCAAUUAUUUUGCUUCCUCCUCCUCAGGAAGCAUGUGGCCCUCAUUGGUUGAGGUGGAAUGGAAUGAUGGCUGGGCUGGGAGCCACCAGCUAGCUUUGCGACCCUGCAAGGCGUUCCUCCUCUCUGAGCUUCAGUGUUCUCACCUGUAAGGUGACGAAAGUUGCUUAGAUGGUCUUCUAGAUCCUCUCUAGCCUACGAUGUUAUGUCUGUGGCUCCAGACCAGCUGCCCCUGUACCCUGUGCUGCUCCGUCUUCAAGGUGCUAUGCCUACCGGCCCUGGAGGCUGGGACACUGCUCUCCCCUGACCACCAGGGGGCAGGAUUGUACUACCCAUCUAGUCACCAGAGCAGCCACUCAGUACCCAGUGGGACCUCGUGCCUGUGGGGACUGGUCUUCACCCCUUUCUAUGGUUUGCAGCUAGUAGCUGGACUUCUUUUUAUAAAUUCCCUGGGUUUGUGUGCCCGCUGCCAUGGUGAAGGCUGGACAAGGUGCUCCUCUAGCCCUUCUUACCUCAGAUGCCUGACCAACAAGGCAAACCAGGAGCAGCUUCUCAGCUAACAGAUCUGUUGGGGCUCAGAAGGAUGUUUACACUUUAAACAUGUUACAAAGUGAGCUUGUAACCCAUGUUAUCAAGUGAGUUGUAAUCCACAACUUCCUGUGCUUACUUCAUGCUUCUAAUGCGCACACCUAGCAUAGGUGUGCCCUCCUCCCCAAGGUGUGAGAAGUGAGUAGCACCAGGGGCCCAGGGCUGGGCAAGUCGUGGUAGGGCAUUUACAGGCUUGGGCUUAAGAUUCAUUUAUUGAUGCACUGGGUACAAUAAAACCAUAACUUUUAUCAAA
Molecule: messenger RNA, 2298 nt
Organism: Manis javanica (Malayan pangolin)
Lineage: Eukaryota; Metazoa; Chordata; Mammalia; Pholidota; Manidae
Gene: NKIRAS2
Product: NFKB inhibitor interacting Ras like 2
Biological process (GO): negative regulation of canonical NF-kappaB signal transduction; Ral protein signal transduction
Molecular function (GO): GTPase activity; GTPase activating protein binding; GTP binding
Source: RefSeq, a predicted model, not a curated record